AUGUUCGUUCAGAUGAGGUUAAUUCUGUCUUACCUUCAGUCUCACCAAACCGCAGAACUAGAAGAAGAAAAUGCUCCGGAUCGAGAAAUCGAAAUUUCUUAUUCGCGAAUGAAAGAAUUGUUACCCUUUAAGGCAAUGGAGGAUCUGGACAUUUUCUUUCGACCUACAGACUACCAAACUUCAAGAAAUAUUGAUACAUUCUAUGGUUCCUUAAAAGUCUGUCCGAUUUCUGACAGGCUUUUGAAGUUGUUCUUGGAAGAUAACUGCACGCUUCAACGAAUAUGUGCUUUAUAUUUGCCUCAAUCGCCGACGAUUAUAAACGAAACGGACGAUCUCUUUACGUCUAGGGACCUUUUAACUACUCUAGUUUUGACUAAUUUUUAUGUCUUUUGGUUCCCUAUGGUCCAUACCGAAUAUAUUAAACAGGAAGGGGCUGCUGAAAGUUUAGAAUCUGUUCGAGUAUUUCUUGCUGAUUUGCGCGUCUUUGAAUGCCUUUUCGAUUUAGCAAGAGAAACACUGGGUUCGCACAACAUCCUCUAUGCAACUGUUCUGCUUGACCUUACCUGUCUAUUUCUCAAUACAGAUACUACCUCAAGAUCUUUGGAAACCUACCUGGUAGGUCUUUCAAUUAUGUUGGACUGCCUACCUGGUUUGAGUAUGACAACUGCUUUGGGUCUAGAGAAACUCGCUUUUACCAUCUUCGUUCAUGAGUACAAUACAGGUAAUUUCGAACUGGCUCUACUGUUCGCUGAGAAGGCAGUUGACACGAUCAAACAUUUGGGCAAUCAAUGCUGUGUGCAAUACGCUUCGGCCACUAGGGUCAAAGGUCAGUUGCUGUCUCCACCACCCUCUCCUCCCUCGUCUUUACAUAACACACUCAUUGUUAAUUUACGGACUGACUGA
Rodentolepis nana is the source of this 903-nucleotide messenger RNA. Lineage: Eukaryota; Metazoa; Platyhelminthes; Cestoda; Cyclophyllidea; Hymenolepididae. The record is from the annotation of a GenBank genome assembly.